Malassezia pachydermatis is the source of this 1011-nucleotide messenger RNA. Its product is annotated as thioredoxin reductase. Gene Ontology annotation, cellular component: cytoplasm. The record is from RefSeq and is a predicted model, not a curated record. NCBI's taxonomy places the organism in Eukaryota, Fungi, Basidiomycota, Malasseziomycetes, Malasseziales, Malasseziaceae. Gene Ontology annotation, molecular function: thioredoxin-disulfide reductase (NADPH) activity. Gene Ontology annotation, biological process: removal of superoxide radicals. The transcript has a single exon. Bases 1 to 1011 code for a protein of 336 amino acids.
AUGGCGCCUGUAAACACGUCUGAGGCUGUUGCAAACCCUACCAAUCCUCACAAAGUUGUGAUCAUUGGCUCCGGCCCCGCUGGUCACACCGCUGCUAUUUACCUUGCUCGUGCAAACCUUGCCCCCAUCAUGUACGAAGGUUUCCUUGCCAAUGGCAUCGCUGCCGGUGGACAGCUCACUACUACCACUGAUGUUGAAAAUUUCCCAGGCUUCCCUGAUGGUAUCGGUGGCUCUGAAAUCAUGGACAAAUUCCGUGCUCAGUCUCUUCGUUUUGGUACCACAAUCAAGACGGAAACUAUUUCAAAGGUGGACUUGUCCAGCCGUCCCUUCAAGUUGUGGCGCGAGGGCUAUGAGGAUAAGGAGCCUGAUCUGGCUGAGGUGAUUAUUAUUGCUACCGGUGCUUCCGCCCGUCGUAUGAAGCUCCCUGGUGAAGAGACUUACUGGCAGAGCGGUAUCAGUGCGUGCGCUGUCUGCGAUGGUGCAGUGCCUAUUUUCCGCAACAAACCUCUUGCUGUUGUAGGUGGUGGUGAUUCAGCUGCUGAAGAAGCCACUUACCUUACAAAGUAUGCGAGCCAUGUCUUUGUGUUGGUGCGGCGCGAUGAACUUCGUGCCAGCAAGAUCAUGGCCAAACGACUGCUUUCUCACCCCAACGUUACCGUGAUGUUUAACACUGUUGCCACAGAAGCGAAGGGUGAUGGUGAGCUUUUGAAUGCCAUCCGCAUCAAGGAUACCAAGACUGGCGAAGAAAAGGAUCUGGCUGUGAACGGCCUCUUCUAUGCGAUUGGUCACGUUCCCGCUACUUCUAUUUUCAAGGGUCAGAUUGACCUGGAUGAGGACGGCUAUAUUCGUACCAAGCCUGGCACAUCAUUCUCAUCAGUGCCAGGUGUCUUUGCUGCCGGUGAUGUUCAGGACAAAAAGUACCGUCAAGCUGUCACAUCAGCUGGUAGUGGCUGCAUUGCUGCCUUAGACGCAGAACGAUUUUUGGCGGAGCUAGAGGCCUCUUCCGACUAG